This is a messenger RNA of Portunus trituberculatus (swimming crab), 825 nucleotides long. RefSeq names its product collagen alpha-1(I) chain-like. The transcript has a single exon. The record is from RefSeq and is a predicted model, not a curated record. Bases 1 to 825 code for a protein of 274 amino acids. NCBI's taxonomy places the organism in Eukaryota, Metazoa, Arthropoda, Malacostraca, Decapoda, Portunidae.
AUGCCUGGCAGGAGACGAGAUUGUCUUCUGCCAGGAAAUGACCCUGGAGGACCUCCUGGCAGGGCUGAGGAGGACGAGCAGGGCGGCGGGGAGCCACGCCGUCCUGUUCCUCUGCCUUGUCAGGGGGCAGGGUGUCCGCGGGGGGCAGGGAAAGGGCUGCCCAAUACUCUUUUGCAAUGGCAAGAGAGUGGGCAGCCCGGAGUCCCCCCAGAAGGCCCAGGCCGUGCCUGUCCCAAAGGCGGGGCAAGAGGCCGGCCCCGAACAGGCUGGGCAGGUGGGGCCCAGCCCGGGGCAGGAGGCCGGCCCCGCCGAGGCUGGCCAGGUGGGGGUCAGCCAGGGCAGGAGGCCGGCCCCGCCGAGGCUGGGCAGGUGGGGCCCAGCCCGGGGCAGGAGGCCGGUCCCUCUGAGGCUGGGCAGGUGGGGCCCAGCCCAGGGCAGGAGGCCGGCCCUGCCGAGGCUGGGCAGGUGGGGCCCACCCCGGGGCAGGAGGCUGGCCAGGUCGGGGCCAGCCCGGGGUCGGACGGCCUGGGCCUGUGGGUCUCGGCUCCUACCCCGGAGGAGAGGCAGGAGGAGGCAGGGGGCGCCGUAAUCCCCCCGGUGGACGAGGAAGCAGGGCUCGUCCACCGCAGAGUGGGGAGGGGAGAGACAAACCCCUCCCCACCGCCGCAGCGGGAACCCCGCGGGUCAGGGAUGGCUGGCCAGGGGAGGGUCAGGGGGGGAGGCAGGCUGUCCCUUGAUCUGUUGGACAGCCUGCUCUCCACUGGGCACACUCUGACCCUGAUCACCCUGGCAUACUCCACCCUGCAGGAGUACUUCCCUGACUGA